This is a messenger RNA of Limanda limanda (common dab), 516 nucleotides long. RefSeq names its product DELTA-stichotoxin-Hmg2b-like. The transcript has 2 exons. Gene Ontology annotation, cellular component: pore complex. The record is from RefSeq and is a predicted model, not a curated record. Gene Ontology annotation, molecular function: channel activity. Gene Ontology annotation, biological process: cytolysis in another organism; pore complex assembly; monoatomic cation transport. NCBI's taxonomy places the organism in Eukaryota, Metazoa, Chordata, Actinopteri, Pleuronectiformes, Pleuronectidae.
AUGCAAAAUUUCCAUUACACCCUUCAAUCCUCAAGUGAUGUCUUAGAGAUUAAAAACGACUCUAGCCGCUACACUCUGGCCAACCCAAGGGUGUUCAUUGUGAGAGGCUGCUGUGAGAUCCCUCUGACCCCAUUGGUGGGUCCCUCCUCCAAUGGCAACGCAAUGUUCAACAAGACCACCGGCUGUGCAACUGGGGCCGUCGGCGUCUUCACCUACGACCUAUUCAAUGCCGAUCUGAAGGACUACAGCCACUUCAUGGCUGUCAUGUACUCUGUGCCCUAUGACCAGAACGUCUUCUCCUCCUGGUUUGCUGUGGGCAUCUUUGGAAGAGAAAUUCAUUACGACCACAAUCUGUUUGAAAUUAUGUAUUAUGGUUUUGAAAACAACUUUGUAAGAGCAGAAGCUGACGGCUCUGACAUUUUUUAAGAGCAUGAUAGGGCUAUUGUCAGUGCCUCCAUGUCUAACUCAGGUCAAGCAGUCCUGAGGGUGGUAAUCAGUGAUACUGGCAGAUACUGA